AUGGCGGCGUUGUUCAAGGUGAAAGCGCUGUAUGACUUUGAGGCAAAGGAAGACGACGAUCUUGGCUUUCCCGGAGGCCAAGUCAUAGAUGUCACUGAGGAAGUCGACGACAAUUGGUUAGAAGGGACAUAUGCGGAUGCCUCGGGAGCAAGCAAGUCGGGCAUUUUCCCGCGCGAAUUCGUCGAGAAAUAUGAGCCACCCGUGCCAACUCGCCCGACCAGACCAUCACGGCCUAAGCAGGAGGCCGCUCCCGUACCAGCAGCUGCGCCUGUGCCUGUGCCAGAGCCUCCGGUAGCCGCUGCACAAGAGUCGGACGAUGAAGAUGAGCUGCCAGCGCCUCCGGCUGCCUCCAAACCGCAGCCGCAGGCCCCGCCAGUGAAGGAGACUCCUUCUAAGAAAGCACCUCCGCCUGUCGCGGCCAAGUCCAAUGCCUUCCGCGAUCGCAUUGCUGCCUUUAACCAGCCAGCUGCUGCUCCCAUAGUGCCUGGAGGCCCUAAGCCAGUUGCUGGUGCUGGCUUUAUCAAAAAGCCUUUUGUGGCUCCUCCUCCAAUGGCCAACUCGUAUGUCCCGCCUCCGAAGCCUGCCGAACCCGUACACAAGCCCUACAUAAGAGAGGAAGACCCAGAGAUUAGGCAGAGACAAGAUGACGAUCGUGCUGCAGCAGAGGCAGCCGGCUUGACUGCAGCUUCUUCGGAGCAACAAGAGCAAGACGAGCAUGCGCAGAAGCCGCAAACUUUGAAGGAGCGCAUCGCAAGAUUACAGCAGCAACAAAUGGAGCAAGCAGCACGGCAAGGCGCGAAGAAGGAGAAGAAGGCUCCCCCGCCGAGGAAGCCCUCAGAGUCAUCCGAACAUGCUGCGGAAGAGGAAGCCGAGGUAGAGGAUUUGACAAGAGAGCGCAGUGCUGACACUGAGCGCCAGUCUUUGGAUAUGCCUCGAGAUCGUGCACGCCUUCCAUCAUCUCAGCAGCGCAAGCCAUCCAUCCCAAUGUCUCCCAUACCUGCAAUGCCUGAUUCCGAAUUAGUGAGCGACGGUAACGAGGCCGAUCAGUCUGCAGCAGGCGAGACCACGGAAGAUGACACCGGCACCAUUGGACCAGAGGACAGCGACGAGAAGCAUGCGCCGCUUCCUCCACAACGAGCUGCGUCAGCUGUGCAUCCUCCAAAGAAAGAGGCAGACGUUGGGGACGAAGAGGAUACCACUGAGGUCGGCGACGAUGACGAUGAAGAGGACUCUAUGGACGAGGAGACUCGUCGUCGUAUGGAGCUACGAGAGCGUAUGGCUAAGAUGAGCGGCGGCAUGGGCAUGGCUGGCAUGUUCGGCCCACCGGGAGGCAUGCCUUUGCCAGGCGCCGGCAUGCCCAAAAAGCGCAAAGAGAAGAAGCCUAGCGAGGACGAAGCACCAUUGUCGCCACCUCAGCCGGCGCAAAGGUUUCCGAUGAUUCCAGUGCCUGGUCUGCAACGGGUUACCAGCCCAGAAUCGAGCCUCGCAGAUCGAAAUCAAGCUGCUGAAGAGGGCGCUGAAGAAGCAAUAGCGCCGCCAUCACGCAAAGCGACUCAAGAAGACCGCGCUGUCCCUCCUCCGGUACCGAAAGAUUCACGCCCAUCGCAGGAACGAGGAGUGCCACCUCCAAUGCCCAACACAAGCGCUUUACCUACGCCUCGAGCAACGGCGCCAGAAUCGCGUCCUGUGCCACAGCCGCCGCCUCUUGCUGCCCCUCAAUCGCCCGGGCCAGGCUCAGAGUCUGACGACGAGAUGUCAAUUCUUGCUCCAAACACAGCGGCUGAAACGAGUGGCGCCGAAAACACAACCCCCCUGCCUAUCCGCACAAACACAGCUGGCGCUCCGCCCGUGCCUGGAUCUGCGGCACCUCAGUCGCCGGAGAACAGACGCGCUUCGUACUUUGGCAUUGGUGAGCCGCAGUCUGCCACAUCGGACAAGAGGGCCAGCCGACCGCCUCCUCCAGUGCCUGCUUGCAGCCCUUUAACCUCCCCCCGACCGGCGCCUCCUCCGCCACCAUCUCAAGGGCCAAGCAGGGCUGUUACAGCUCUUCAGCAGGAAGGCGAUGAGCGCGGCGAGAGUGACUAUGAAGGCGACUACGACACUGAUAUUGCUUCAAGCGCGAAACACAAGGACGCCUUGAAAGCACACAUUCGGGAUGACAGUUAUGAUGGCAGCAUCACGGCAGACGAUCUCAGCUCACCCACUGCUCCAAGAGCUGUCCCUCCGCCGCCACCCUCUCAAGCACCACCAAAAUCGCGUCCUUCAAUGGACGCGCCUAGAGCUGCUCCUCCUGUGCCUCCUAGCCGUCCUAUACCUGACUCUGUUGGUGCGCUUGAUGGGGAUGAGUAUGAUCCAUACCGAUAUGAGCCUGGACAGCAGCGGGGUGCGCCGCCACCUGUCCCAAGCGCUGCUCCGAUGCCGCCUCGAGGGCCCGAGCGUCGUGAAAGCUCUGCUGACGACCUGUAUGCCACAUCGCCUCCUCGCAAGUCGAUGGAUCAGCCUGCACGAGCAGUGCCUGCCCCGCCGCCUACCGACACUGCGUCACGAGCGCCACCAAGGCAAUCCCUGGACGUGCACAGAUCGAACACUACUCGACGCUCUAUGGACCAACCGCGGCCAUCGGGCGAUAAUGGCCAAAUGGCUCAAGACGUUGACUUGGCUGAGAACACUACCUGGUGGGCAGCCGCUAAGGCACUGCCACCUAGCUUACAAAGCAGAAAUGGUGUGGACAUUCUUUCCGAGUCUGAGGAGUCGACAACAUCAAAACGUGGCGGGCGCUCCACGGUAUCAAAGGAAAUCUACAUUUUGUACUUGGACUACAGCCAGACGAUAAUCACUGCGCGUUAUGACGCAAGUAAUCCUGCAGAUGUCCAGCUUGAGCAGCAGCACAGACCUCCGCCACCAAAGCUCAGACAGGAUCAGCUCGAGGCCUACUGGAACCAGUUUGGACGCAACAUCUCCGAAGCCGUCAAUUCUCUUGGCCACAGUAAGAAGGACACCACGGUAGGCGAUGGUACGCCUGCUUCACUCCCAGCCGACCUAAUCAAGGCCAAUCCUGCUGCCCUCCUACCCAUCGGCAACAAGGCGUACGGCGCUGUCGUCUAUGCCAACCUCGCGAACGCUUCUACUCAGCAAUUCGACGAGAUCCGUCCUGGGGAUAUCGUGACGCUAAGAAAUGCGCGCUUCGAAGGCACCCAUGGCGCCAUGAAGCAUAAAUACAGGGACGAAUACGGCCCUCUGCACGUCGCCGUUGUGGAGGAGUGGGACGGUACGAGACGAGCGAUCCGUGCUUGGGAGCAAGGUCGUUCAAAGUCUAAGGUCAGGAGUGAGAAAUUCAGACUUGGUGAUCUCAGGUCUGGAGAGGUGAAAGUUUGGAGAGUUGUCGGACGGGAUUGGGUUGAAUGGGAGACGAGCAGUUGA
Molecule: messenger RNA, 3420 nt
Organism: Pseudocercospora fijiensis CIRAD86
Lineage: Eukaryota; Fungi; Ascomycota; Dothideomycetes; Mycosphaerellales; Mycosphaerellaceae
Exons: 2
Coding region: 1-3420 (1139 amino acids)
Molecular function (GO): protein binding
Source: RefSeq, a predicted model, not a curated record